AGCGCAGGACCGAAACUGUGCUGUGCUCGCUUUGCUUCUGUGGCAAAUCCUCCUCUUCGUGAUCUCUCUGCUCCAGUCCCCUCGGUCUUCCAUAUUACACAGUCCGUUCGUCAGUACAGUACAUUGUAGAUCAUGAACCACGGCUGGGCUUCUGUCGCAGUGCGUUAGUCUCUAUGAGCUAAGUCGAGCGUAUUCCUCUCACGUAGAUACUGUCUCGUACUGAUCAUCGCAUUUCUCCUGUUUCGUCUCCGUUAUUAUCGCUGCUAUUAGCUACUGUAGCAGCUUUGUUUUCGGCUUACAACGAAUCGAGAUGGCGUCGCGAGAUGCUGACGUGGCGUCGUUCGCCGACGACUUCCCGUCGCUCAAGGCCAAAUGGGUAGUGAUGCAGCGCGCGACCCGCCGGUCGUCCAAUCCCUUUGACGACCUCGCCUUCGUGCCCGACCACGACAUUCUCGAUGCCGCGUGGCUGCACGCCACCACCGACCCGAACGCACUGCCGCCCGCCAAGCCUCUGCCCGUCUCCGCAUCCGACCCCUCCGCGCCGAGGGCCAGCGGCGCGUUGCCGUCCGCGUGCGCGCUUCGCGACGGCGAGCUCGACGACCCCGCCGCCGCCAGCCAGCACGACCUGCUGGCGGCUCUCGACCCCGCGUGCGGCGGCGACGGUGGCGCCGCCGCGGCGCUGUUUCGCGACGAGGACGAAGAGAUGGAGUCGUGGCUCCACUACUCCGUCGAGGGCUCCGCCGCCGCCGCCGCCGCUGCUGCCGAUAUCAAAUUGCCGGAAACCGGCGAAGUUGCCGGCAGGCCGUCAGGUUCCGCCCGUGCCCCCGCAGCAGCAGCAGCAGCAGCAGCAGCAGCAGCAGGGGCUGAUGUUGGCAGCAACAGCUCUCACGCUGCCGCUGUCGAAGGUCUCGGUUCAGGUCCCUUGUCCUCCCUUCAAGGGCCUCACUCGUCCCCUGCCGGCCGGAUGGAGCCCCCCUCCUCCUCUUCCGCCGCCCCCGCCGCCGCCGACUCUCGCUCGCUGCAUCACGAUGGCGGCGCCGCCAAGGACAGCGGCCGGCACGGAGACGGUGGGGCCGCGGUAGAGACGUCGCCGCAGGCGUGGGUUGGCGGCGGGGUAAUGGGAGGUACGGAAGGGGCGAAGGGCAAUGGUGGGGGAGUUACAGGAGCAGGCGGGGAGGAAAAAGCGGGGGGAAACAGUGGCAUGCCCGCGCCAGUUUCUCCGCAGCUUUUGCCGCCCCCGGCCCCUAAGGGGCCUCCGCAGCAGUCCCCGGGGAAGGCGUCAUUGCGCCAGCCCACGCUGCUCCCCGGCCCGCACCAACUUCCGCAGCCCCUUCCGGCUGCUUCCCCUUCCGCCAAAUGCCCUUCCCCUCCGCUCAACUUCUCCCAUUUCUCCCGCCCAGCCGCGCUGUACAGCCGCCCGCACGCCAAGGGUCUCGUGUCGUCCUUCCGCGGGUCUGCGCCUCCCCGUGCGGGCUCAGUGGCGGGGGACUGCCCUCAGUGGAAUGCGCCCGGCUCCAUGCUUCCGCCACUCAAGUCCCCGCCUAGCGCCGUUGCGCGGAAGCUCAGUGAAGUCGCGGCUAGUGCGCAAGCAGCGGAAGGGGCGGGGGGGGUAGCAGCGCCGGGCAGCAGGUGGUGCGGGCGGGCAGCCACGGGAAAUAGUGAGGGGGGAGGGGGGGUCGGCUCCGCCGGCGGCGGUAGACUUGCGAGGGGUGGUGAUGGGGGAAGUUCCCGCGAAGGAUUUGCGGUGAGGAAAGGCUUGGGCGGGGUAGCGCAUACUGGUUCCGCGGGCAUGUGCGCGGGUGCGGGAAACGUCGGAACGGGGGAGCCGAUGCGCGUGUCGGUGGCGGGCCAGCGCGUGCCGUAUGCGCCGCUGGCGGCGUCGAUGGCGGCGAGCGCGGAACGGCAGAGGCAGAUGCAGAGCUACUCCGCCACCGCGGGGGGCGCGGGGAAGCGCGCGCUGACGGGUCCGGACGCAGGCAUGCGGUGCAGUAGCGCGGACACGGGGGCAGUGGGCGGGAAGGGAAGGGGGGGCAUGGCGGGUAGCGUGGGGGCGGGGGAAGCGGACAGGAUGUGGCCGCGAACGGCGGAAGGCGGAUCGGGGACGCGGAGCGAGGAGGAGAGGGCGGCGAGGGCGGUGCGCGAGAUGAAGGAGCGGAGCGCGUGGACGAGCAACACGUGGGGCAGCCGGGAGGAGUCGGGCGCGCGGUACGGAGGCAGGAAGCGGAAGGCGGGCGAGGGGAGCGAAUGCGGCAAGUCCGAGGAUGUGCGCGAGUGCUCCGCGGACACGAGGCGCACGGGCGGCGCAGGGGAGGCGGGAAGGCGGUCAGUCGGGGGGCCGAGCCUGUCCGGGCGGGAGGGCAGCGAGGGCAGCGCGGCGAAGCGGGCGCGCGCUGCUCACGUGCACAACCUGUCCGAGCGGCGGCGGCGGGACCGCAUCAACGAGCGCAUGAAGGCGCUGCAGGAGCUCAUCCCCAACUCCAACAAGACGGACAAGGCGUCCGUGUUGGACGAGGCAAUAGAGUACCUCAAGAUGCUGCAGCUGCAGCUACAUGUCAUGUCUCUGCGCACUGGCAUCAGCAUCCCGCCUGCCCUCGCCCCCACUCCUGCUGCGCUCUCCUCCCUCGCCGCCUCUCCCUCCCUCUCCGCCUCCUCCCCCCUCUCCCUCACCGCUGCCGCCGCUCAAAUAGGCGCCCCUACAACCCCCCUCUCUUGCGCGCCACCCUCCUCACUGCCCGCCGCUGCCUCACCCUCUGCUGCAGCAGCGCUGCUUGCAAGCCAGGCUGCUGCCGCUACUCUGCCUGCUGAAGCCACUCUGGGCGCAGGGGUGGGCGGCCUGGGCCUUUCUGGUCUGGCCAUGGGCAUGGGCGUGGGCAUGGAUAUGGGUUUCGGGAUGGGGCUGAUGAACAUGGGGCUGGGGGGGGACGUUGGGGCUGUGUCUGCCCAGCAGCGGCUGCUGAUGGAGAUGGCAUGUGGCGGCGGCAUGGGAGAGGCACCUGCCAGCCAGGAGCAGGUGAUUCUCCUGCAGCAGAAGCUGCAGCAACUGCAGAGUCUGCAGCAGCAGCAACAGCAGCGGCAGCAGCAGCAGCAAGAGCUGCAAGCGCUCAAGGCGUCAGCAGAGGAUGCGUGUGCAGCAGGCAUGGGUUCGUCAUCAGCAGCAGCAGAAGCACUAGCCGGAACAUCCUCUGGCAGUGCGUGCGCAGCGGCCAUGCGAGCAGGAUCCCGCCGGGCCCAACUUCUGCAGCGGCUGCAUGCCAUGCAAGCCCUGGCUGCAGCUACAGCAGGCUCGGGCGGGGGCAGCAAUGGGGGAGAGGGGGGGGAGAGAGCAGGGGUUCAAGGAGAAGCGAUGGCAAACGUGACUCGGCUGGCGCCUGGAGGUGGGGUGAGCGGUGGGGAGAUGACAGGCCUCUUAAGCAUGUCAGAUGCAGAGGGAAGUGGGCAGGAUGGGAGAGCGGCAGCAGUAAGUGAUGCGGUAGAGGCGUUCUAUGUCAGGCAACAGCUGCAGCUGCAGCAGAGGCUGCUACACCUGCAGAAGAAGCAAGAGCUGGAGAACCUGAUUCAGAAAGAGCAGCAGCAGCAACAACAGCAGCAACAACAGCAGCAACAGCAGCAGGCAUUCAACAUCGAACUCUAUCAGGCCAUCCUUGCCCAGCAGCAGUGCCAGCAGCGAGUAUAACAUCCAAUGUUACUACAUAUGUCUGUCUCAAGGCCUGACAUGUACCACAGUACAUGGCUUUGUGUUGUGUUGUGUGGUGUGGAGUGAGGUGCUGACUUAGGAUCCUGUACAUUAAGUUAUUUCUGCUGUACUAAACACAUAACUACUAAAUAAUGGUACAUCGU
This is a messenger RNA of Closterium sp. NIES-67, 3837 nucleotides long. NCBI's taxonomy places the organism in Eukaryota, Viridiplantae, Streptophyta, Zygnematophyceae, Desmidiales, Closteriaceae. The record is from the annotation of a GenBank genome assembly.